Molecule: messenger RNA, 3385 nt
Organism: Prionailurus viverrinus (fishing cat)
Lineage: Eukaryota; Metazoa; Chordata; Mammalia; Carnivora; Felidae
Gene: SLC4A11
Product: solute carrier family 4 member 11
Exons: 19
Coding region: 61-3012 (983 amino acids)
Biological process (GO): monoatomic ion homeostasis; transmembrane transport; monoatomic anion transport
Cellular component (GO): plasma membrane; basolateral plasma membrane
Molecular function (GO): solute:inorganic anion antiporter activity
Source: RefSeq, a predicted model, not a curated record
CGGCUCCGCCUCCCAGGAGGGCCGGGCCGUGGGGGGCACAGAGGGGAGGAGGCCGUUGCCAUGUCGCCCCCCGGUGACCCCAGGCGUGUGCGGUUGGGGGCGACUGCACGUGUGAUGGGUGUUGAUGGCCCCUGGGUGCGAAGAAAGAGUAGGAGGCGCCGCGAUGUGCCGCCAGGAAGGCCCCCGCCCAGGUGCUGGGCUUGGCCGCGAAACAGCGCAAGCGGGAGGCCAGGGAGGCCGGCUACUGCAAGGAGGGUGGAGGGACGGGCCCCCUCCCAACAGUCCCAGCGGCCUGUGCUGAGUAGCAAAAGCAGCGAAUCCUGCGAGGAGUCCUCUUCCGAAAUGUCCCAGAAUGGAUUCGUUGAGGAUGUAGUAGGCUACCUCAAGUGUGACAUGGACGAUGCCUCGGAAACCCGUGAGGAGAACCUGGGGGAUGAGGCCUUCGACACGGUCACCUCCUCCAUUGUGUCUGGCGAGAGCAUCCGUUUUUUUGUCAACGUCAACCUGGAGGUGCAGCCCGCCCAGGCUGCCGAGAGUGAGUCGCCGGGCGGCUGCGGGCUCCUACACACCUCCCGCAAGUACCUGAAGUUAAAGAACUUUGAGGAAGAGGUACGUGCACACCGGGACCUCGACGGCUUCCUGGCACGGGCCAGCAUCAUCCUGAACGAGACGGCUACCUCGCUGGAUGAUGUGCUGCGGGCCAUGCUGUCCCGCUUAGCCCACGACCCCCACAACACCGAGCCCGACUGCAAUUUGCGCCUGUUCAUGGCCAUGCUCUUCACGGAUGCCGGGGCUCCCAUGGAGGGUAAAGCCCACCUGCUGUCAGACACCAUCCAAGGGGUCACUGCCACGGCCACAGGGGUGCAAUACCAGCAGUCCUGGAUCUGCAUCAUCUGUACCUCCAAGGCCCUGCAGAAGCGGCACGUGUGCAUCAGCCGGCUGGUUCGCCCACAGAACUGGGGGGAGAACUCGUGUGAGGUGCGAUUCGUCAUCCUGGUGCUGGCCCCGCCCAAGAUGAAAAGCACCAAGACUGCAGCUGAGGUGGGGCGCACAUUCGCCACCAUGUUCUUGGACAUCACCUUCCGCCAGAAGCUCCUGAACACCCGCACGGAGGAAGAAUUCAAGGAGGCUCUGGUGCAUCAGAGACAGCUGCUCACCAUGGAGAGGCAGCGUUCAUCCAUCGGGACAAAGGGUUACAUGAACUCCAUCAGCAUACACAAAUCCCCACAGCCUCCGAAGCACAAGGACUUUCUCCCUAUGGGGAAGGGCAUCCGGGAGGACAUUGCCCGCAGAUUCCCUGUGUAUCCACUGGACUUCACUGACGGCAUUAUCGGCAAGAAUAAGGCUGUGGGCAAAUACAUCACCACCACCCUGUUCCUCUACUUUGCCUGCCUCCUGCCUACCAUCGCUUUUGGGUCCCUCAACGAUGAGAACACCAACGGGGCCAUCGAUGUGCAGAAAACCAUAGCAGGGCAGAGCAUUGGAGGCCUCUUGUACGCACUCUUCUCUGGGCAGCCGCUGGUGGUACUGCUGACCACUGCGCCCCUGGCCCUCUACAUCCAAGUAAUUUCUGGCAUCUGUGACGACUACGAUCUGGACUUCAACACCUUCUACGCGUGGACGGGCCUGUGGAACAGUUUCUUUCUCGCGCUUUAUUCCCUCUUCAACCUCAGCCUGCUCAUGAGUCUCUUCAAGAGGUCAACAGAAGAGAUCAUUGCCCUGUUCAUUUCCAUCACGUUCAUGCUGGAUGCUGUCAAGGGCAUGGUUAAAAUCUUCCAGAAGUACUACUAUGACAACUUUGGGAACCACCACGAAGACAACACUUCUAUGGUGAGCCUGCUGGGCCUCGGCACCAGCCUCAACACCAGCCUCAACACCAGCCUCCACACCGCCCUCAACACCAGCCUCCUGGCGAGCCCCCUGGAGUUGACCUCCGUAAGCGGCCCUGGUACUGAGCACCCGGGCCGGGAGACUGCUGUACUGAGCCUCCUGAUCAUGCUGGGCACGCUGUGGCUGAGCUACACCCUCUACCAGUUCAAGAAGAGCCCCUACCUGCACCCCUACAUGAGGGAGAUCCUGUCAGACUGUGCCUUGCCCAUCUCGGUGCUCACCUUCUCCCUCAUCUGCUCCUACGGCUUCCGGGAAAUUAAAAGUGAGUUGGGCUCAGGCAGGGGCCGAGGUGGGGUGGGCUUGCUCCUCGGGGCUGCAGGCUUGAGCAGGGGCCUGUACCCUGCUGCAGUGAGCCAGUUCCGCUACAACCCCAGCAAGAGCCUGUUUGAGGUAGCCGAGAUGCACUCCCUGUCCCUGGGCGCCGUCACCAGUGCCAUGGGCCUGGGCUUCCUGCUCUCCUUGCUCUUCUUCAUUGAGCAGAACCUGGUGGCUGCCUUGGCUAAUGCCCCAGAGAACAGGCUGGUGAAGGGCACCGCCUACCACUGGGACCUCCUGCUCAUCGCCAUCAUCAACAGUGGGCUGUCUCUGUUUGGGCUGCCCUGGAUCCAUGCCGCCUACCCCCACUCCCCACUGCACGUGCGGGCAUUGGCCAUGGUGGAGGAGCGUGUGGAGAACGGGCACAUUUACGAGACGAUCGUGAAUGUGAAGGAGACACGGCUGACUACGCUGGGUGCCAGCAUCCUGGUGGGCUUCUCCCUCCUGCUGCUGCCCUUCCCCCUGCAGUGGAUCCCCAAGCCGGUGCUCUACGGCCUCUUCCUCUACAUCGCGCUCACCUCCAUUGACGGCAACCAGCUCUUUGAGCGCGUGGCCCUGCUGCUCAAGGACCAGACCUCGUACCCGCCCACCCACUACAUCCGGAGGGUGCCCCAGCGGAAGAUCCACUACUUCACGGGCCUGCAGGUCAUGCAGCUGCUGCUGCUCUGUGCCUUUGGCAUGAGCAACCUGCCCUACAUGAAGAUGAUCUUCCCCCUCAUCAUGAUCGUCAUGAUCCCCAUCCGCUACAACCUGCUGCCCCGAAUCAUUGAAGCCAAGUACCUGGACGUCAUGGAUGCUGAACACUGAGGCCCUGGCCGUGUCCCAUUCACCUGUCCCUUUGGCUCUUCCCAGGCUGACUGUAGCCAUGUGGGGAGAGGUACGGGUGUCUUUUGGGGUGUUCCUGUGUGCUGCACUCCCUCCCAGCUGUCCCAACAGGCCUAGGACAUAUGGGCAUCAAGGUGGGGGGGGUGUUCCGUGGCGUGUGCCCAUCCCUGUCCCCAUUAGCCUUUCGCUUGGGUCAGUAACACUGCUCAGGACAACUUCUGCCCAGAGUGGAACUAAAGCCGGAUUUUCUUUUGAUAAAAGAGUCAGAUGUCUGAAAGAGAAACCAUUUCCUUGAUUGUAUAAGGAAUUUGCUGUGUGUACAUUAGAGAAUAAAGCUCCCGUUUCUACGCUUCCA